This is a messenger RNA of Panonychus citri (citrus red mite), 3322 nucleotides long. Its product is annotated as V-type proton ATPase 116 kDa subunit a 1-like. Gene Ontology annotation, biological process: proton transmembrane transport; vacuolar acidification. The record is from RefSeq and is a predicted model, not a curated record. Gene Ontology annotation, cellular component: plasma membrane; vacuolar proton-transporting V-type ATPase, V0 domain; vacuolar proton-transporting V-type ATPase complex. NCBI's taxonomy places the organism in Eukaryota, Metazoa, Arthropoda, Arachnida, Trombidiformes, Tetranychidae. Gene Ontology annotation, molecular function: proton-transporting ATPase activity, rotational mechanism; ATPase binding.
AUUACCUGGAAAAAUGAAUUGUAAUUAAAAGUGAAAACAUUUACCUGUGAUUUUGAGACCAGAUGAUUAGUUUAAUUGUCCAUCAACUGUCGAGUGUUUUGCAUAAUCAUCCCAAUAAUCUAAUCGUUUGGUAACCUCAUCAAUCUCUCACUUUCUCACUUUUCUCUUUUCUCUCUCUCUCUCCGCAAUUUUCUCUCUCACUUUUCUCCCUUUUUCUCUCUUUCCCUCACUUUCUAUUUCUCUUCUUUGUCAAAUUCUCAUUCACUUUGAUUGUUUAUUUUUUUCUUCCUUUUUCAUUCUCUUAACAAUUUAAAUUAUUUUUCCUCUCUAAUUACAUUUAUUGUUGUUGUUGUUACUUUUUUCUCUCUCCAAGUGAAAUCAACUCUCUGCAAAUUAGUGUUUUUGUUUUUUUUUAGAAUUUUUAUCUUCUGGAUAAUCCCAAAUAUCCGUUAAUCUGCAACCAUGGGAAGUUUAUUGAGAGGUGAAGAGAUGUCUCUUUGUCAAUUGUUUCUUCAAUCCGAAGCUGCUUAUUUUUGUGUCGCUGAAUUGGGUGAACUUGGUCUGGUUCAAUUUCGUGAUCUUAAUCCUGAUGUGUAUCUAUUUCAACGGAAAUUCAUCAGUGAAGUCAUGAGAUGCCAGGAAAUGGAGCGAAAGAUAAAUAUUCUUGAGAAAGAGAUCAAGAGAGAUGAGAUACCAAUCUGUGAUAACAGCGAUGUACCAGAAGCACCACCACCAAGAGAAAUGAUCGAUUUAGAGACCACCCUGGCCAAACUGGACAACGAAUUGAAGCAAGUUAAUUUCAACAUGGAUGCUUUAAAGAAAACAUUCUCAGAAUUAUGUGAAUUCCGUCAUAUUCUCGAGAAAACUCAUGCAUUUUUUCUUGAGAUGCAAGGAACUGGACUAGGUGAAGAUUGGACCCAAUUAGCUGGAGAUGAUGCCAUAAACCUCUCAAUCCAUGCUCACGUUAAAUUGAACUUUGUAACUGGUGUAAUUCGUCGAGAUCGAUUGCAUUCGUUUGAACGAAUGCUUUGGCGCGUUUGUAUGGGCAAUGUCUUUUUACGUCAAGCCUUUAUCGACGAACCCAUUGAAGAUCUUUCCGGUGAUCACGAUUUCAAAUCAGUAUUUAUCAUCUUCUUCCAAGGAGAACAAUUAAUGACUCGAGUGAAAAAGAUUUGUGAAGGUUUUCGAGCAUCACUUUACCCUUGCCCGGAAACUGCUAUUGCCCGGAAAGAAAUGAUCACCAAUUUAACCUCAAGGGUUGAUGAAUUGAAAAUUGUUCUUAAACAGACAACUGAACAUCGUUAUCGAGUAUUAGCCGCGGCUGCUAAACAUUUGAACACAUGGAAGGUUAAGGUUCGAAAAAUAAAAGCGAUCUAUCUUUCGCUUAACAUGUUCAAUUUAGAUCUUACUAGGAAAUGUUUAAUCGCUGAAUGUUGGUGUCCCAAUAAUGACCUGGAAAGAGUUCAUAUUGCAUUGAGAAGAGGAAAAGAUCGAAGUGGAUCAUCCGUACCUUCAAUUUUAAAUUGUAUCGAAACUAAGGAAAUACCGCCAACAUUUCAUCGGAAUAAUAAAUUUACUCAAGGAUUUCAGAAUUUGGUUGAUUCAUAUGGUGUUGCUUCCUAUCGAGAAAUUAAUCCAGCCAUUUUUACAAUAAUCACUUUCCCUUUUCUAUUUGCUGUUAUGUUUGGAGAUGCAGGUCAUGGCUUAUUGAUGACACUUUUCGGCCUUUGGAUGGUUAUGAAAGAGAAUUUCAUUCAAUCGAAAAAGUCAACAAAUGAAAUAUUUCUUACCUUUUUCGGUGGAAGAUAUUUAAUCCUAUUGAUGGGACUUUUCUCCAUCUACACGGGUUUCAUUUAUAAUGAUAUCUUCUCUAAAUCAUUUAACAUUUUCGGCUCAUCAUGGGUCUCAUCUCAUCCACCCGACAAAGGUUUAUACCCUGAGGUGAUGAUGUUAGAACCUGGUAAAGAGUAUUCAGGAUCACCAUAUUGGUUUGGAAUGGAUCCUGUUUGGCAAGUUGCCGAGAAUAAAAUUCUCUUCCUCAAUUCAUAUAAGAUGAAACUUUCAGUUCUUCUUGGAGUUGGUCAAAUGCUGUUCGGUAUUAUCCUUAGUUUGUACAAUCAUCGAUAUUUUAACAAUCAAUUGAAUAUCUACUGUGAAUUUCUUCCUCAGAUAAUUUUCACAAUCUCCAUUUUCGGUUAUCUAAAUAUUCUCAUCUUGGCAAAAUGGAUUUUCUAUGAUUCUUCUGGCUCUUCAUGUGCUCCAUCAGUUUUGAUUAUUCUAAUCAACAUGUUCCUCUACAAGUACGAAGAUACUCCAUGUUCAUUAGCACCAAUGUAUUGGGGUCAACAGUUUAUUCAAACAGUUUUGUUGAUAAUCGCUCUCUCCUGCAUACCCUGGAUGCUCUGUGUUAAACCUUACUUUCUAAAAAAGGCCAACGAUGAGCGUAAACAAAUGACCUCUAGACCAACGAACAAUAAUAACAUUAUAAUCGAGAAUGAAGUUGGCAUUCCUAUGGAAAUUUUAAACGAUGAAGUACCCAAAGAACAAGAGAAAGUAACGGUUAACAGUGUCGAGAAUCAUGAGAACCAUGAAGAAUUUGAUCUUGGAGAGAUAAUCAUUCACCAGGUAAUCCAUACAAUUGAAUCUUGCCUCGGAUCGAUUUCUCAUACAGCAUCGUACCUUAGAUUAUGGGCAUUGAGCUUAGCUCACGCUCAAUUAAGUGAAGUUUUAUGGAAUAUGGUUCUCAGAAUUGGCCUAACAACGUUCACUGGUUUCGCUGGUGGACUGUUAAUGUUUUUCAUUUUCGCAUUUUGGGCUUGCUUAACAGUUGCCGUUCUACUUUUAAUGGAAGGUCUUAGCGCUUUUCUUCAUGCCCUAAGGUUACAUUGGAUUGAGUUUCAAAGUAAAUUCUACGCCGGAACCGGUUACAGUUUUCAACCAUUCUCAUUUGAAGUAAUUCUUAAACAAGAAUAUGAAGAACUUAAUUGAAUGAUGGUUUGCCAAGAAUAAAGAGAAAAGUUCAAAUUCGUAGUCUGCGUAGUUUGGGUGAUUCUAUUUUCUUUUUGCAACAACCAAUCCAAAUUGCAGCAUAAAAAAAAGAAAUGAAAAUCAGCUGAUCACAGAAAAGGACCUAAAGAUAAUCACAUCAUUCCAGGCAUCAUGUUGCUUGUUGACAGAGAAAGUGCCUUUAUUGACAUUGUUUUUCCUUCUCUUUCCACAAUUUAAAACAAAAGUGUAAUUAUGUUUCUACUUACAAAUGAGAUAAGAUGAAAAUCUAAUUUGAUUUCUUCAAACAAUUAACUGUUAACUUGGACUCUCUCUC